Mastomys coucha (southern multimammate mouse) is the source of this 2631-nucleotide messenger RNA. RefSeq names its product calcium voltage-gated channel auxiliary subunit gamma 4 (gene Cacng4). The record is from RefSeq and is a predicted model, not a curated record. Gene Ontology annotation, cellular component: AMPA glutamate receptor complex; postsynaptic density membrane; voltage-gated calcium channel complex. Gene Ontology annotation, molecular function: voltage-gated calcium channel activity; channel regulator activity. NCBI's taxonomy places the organism in Eukaryota, Metazoa, Chordata, Mammalia, Rodentia, Muridae. Gene Ontology annotation, biological process: positive regulation of synaptic transmission, glutamatergic; calcium ion transmembrane transport; postsynaptic neurotransmitter receptor diffusion trapping. Bases 226 to 1209 code for a protein of 327 amino acids. The transcript has 4 exons.
GCGUAGCCCGCGCAGCCCUCACUCGCCGCUGCGCCUCGGAGUUUGAGCCCCGCGCAGCCGGAGCGCAGGCACGCCCGGGGCGCGGGGUCGGAGCGCGCAGCGCGGCGCCGCCCCCCGGCCCUCGGCCCCCCAGCCCCUGGAGCCCCCGGAGCCGCGCGCCGAGGGAGGAGGGCGGGAGGGCGCGGCGGGCCGGGCCGGCGGGCGGCGGACUAUGAGGCGCCCACCAUGGUGCGAUGCGACCGCGGGCUGCAGAUGCUGCUGACCACGGCCGGAGCCUUCGCCGCCUUCUCGCUCAUGGCCAUCGCCAUCGGCACCGACUACUGGCUGUACUCCAGCGCGCACAUCUGCAACGGCACCAACCUGACCAUGGACGACGGGCCCCCGCCCCGCCGCGCGCGCGGCGACCUCACCCAUUCGGGACUGUGGCGGGUGUGUUGCAUCGAAGGCAUCUAUAGAGGGCACUGCUUCCGGAUCAACCACUUCCCAGAGGACAAUGAUUAUGACCAUGACAGCUCCGAGUACCUCCUCCGCAUUGUGCGAGCUUCCAGUGUCUUUCCCAUCCUCAGCACCAUCCUGCUCCUGCUUGGAGGGCUCUGCAUCGGCGCUGGGAGGAUCUACAGCCGCAAGAACAAUAUUGUCCUCAGCGCAGGAAUCCUCUUUGUGGCCGCAGGCCUCAGUAAUAUCAUCGGCAUCAUCGUCUACAUUUCCAGCAACACGGGCGACCCCAGUGACAAACGUGACGAAGACAAAAAGAACCAUUACAACUAUGGCUGGUCUUUUUACUUUGGAGCCCUGUCGUUUAUUGUGGCGGAGACCGUGGGCGUCCUGGCUGUAAACAUUUACAUUGAGAAAAAUAAAGAGUUGAGGUUUAAGACCAAACGGGAGUUCCUCAAGGCCUCUUCCUCCUCUCCUUACGCCAGGAUGCCGAGCUACCGGUACCGGCGACGGCGGUCCAGGUCCAGUUCAAGGUCCACCGAGGCCUCGCCCUCCAGGGAUGCAUCUCCUGUGGGCCUGAAGAUCACCGGAGCCAUUCCCAUGGGUGAGCUGUCCAUGUACACGCUAUCCAGAGAACCCCUCAAGGUGACCACAGCUGCGAGCUACAGUCCGGACCAGGAUGCUGGCUUCCUGCAGAUGCAUGACUUCUUCCAACAGGACCUAAAAGAGGGUUUCCACGUCAGCAUGCUGAACCGGCGGACAACUCCCGUGUGACCUACCUACCCCUCUCAGCACAGGCCUCCCCCAAGGUGGCUGUUUGUGUGACACAGAACAGGGUGACCCUUAAGAUUAUAGACAGUGAACUGGAGCUGAGUGCAAUCCUCCCUGGCUUCCAGAAGAUGCCAUGGGCUAGCUCAGAGUGAGGGAAGGUGGGAGAUCGGAAUCAGGGAUAAGGUAGAAAUGGAAGGCUGACUUUCUCCCAAGACAGGCUGUUUUGCUGCCCUCUGGGUUUUGGAACUUCUCAAGAGGCCCAAGAAUUUUCCAGAAGCUGCAUCAGCUUGCCUCUUGGGAACCAAGAAAUCAGUCAUGCCAGAUGUCAAACACAUCCCCCCGUCACCGGGCGCUGGGCCACAGGAAGGCUUCUUCCAGCCACUGGGACCUCUGGGCUCCCAUCGGCUGUUUCUUGCCCAGAAGUUCCUGUGUCCUGGAGCCCAACAUGAGCCUAAGCUCAUUCCAUUCCCCUCUGUGUCUCCCUCAGCCUCUGUCUGGCACCCUGGUGGAGCUGAUGGUUGUAAAUAUCAUCCUUCCUGAUGGGAAAGCUCUACGGCUAACUGGUGCUUCAGCCUUGAGCUGUCCUGGAGCCGGCUUCUCUCCCCCUCAGGAGAUCAGGAUUCCAGGGCAAAUUCAGAGGCUCUGCUGGCUUUCCUACCUGCUUCUGGAAGUUUCUGCUGAGCUCAGAAUGUACAGGACAUACUGACUAAUCUUGGAGGUCUGGAGGAUUUCACAGAUCUGAUGGAAGGUGUGGAUGUGGCCUUUGGCUCUGUCCCUCCACACUGGCCUGAGGAACCACUCGGUCCCCUGAGCAUCAGAGGGCCCUGCUGGGGCACGGAGCCACACUCCCACCUCCAAACUGGUGUUCUGAAACAGACAUGCAAGCUUAAGUACAAGAAAGGGAAACCUGAGAGUUAGCAGAGACCAAAAAGAAGAAAGAAAGAGCAUCCAUUUUCCAAGUGGUUAUGAAUCGUGGCAUACUGAAGAACAUCCAUAGAAGAGCAAGGUGUACUCACCUCUUUAUCCUAAAGAAAAGCAACAACAUCUCCCCCCAACUCCUGCCAUUAUAAUUUAUUCUGUCCACACCAGGACUUGCUGAACAUUUGACUCAAGGGGCCAUGCUGGGCUUUCUAUCUUUGCCUGAAUGCAAGGAUGAGUUCUGUGUCCUCUACAGUUUGUCCAACCGAUCCCCCUCUUCCUCUUGAGGUGAACAAAAAAGAAAAUAUGAGUGUGUCCAGGUUAGAAAGAACUCUCCAGAAUGUGAAACUCGCCCUCUUUUCUAUAACACACGUGCUUUCUAAGGAUCAAUGGUUUCUUACUUUUUGAGACUUCUUAAUCCACUUUUGAACAGUCAUCUGUGACCCCGGUAACUGUCUCACUUAGAAGUGACAAGCCAAUUCUUACCUCAGUCACCUGCUCAUGGAG